Pocillopora verrucosa is the source of this 1223-nucleotide messenger RNA. RefSeq lists its product as uncharacterized. The record is from RefSeq and is a predicted model, not a curated record. Lineage: Eukaryota; Metazoa; Cnidaria; Anthozoa; Scleractinia; Pocilloporidae.
AACAAUUUACUAAUGAUCGAAGAUGGCGGACGAGAGUAUCCAAGCUUUUCCGACUGUGUCUUCGGACGUUACUGAAGAAGAACAAAAUCUAUCUUUAAAAGAGAAGAUCAACUUAGUCGACAGUGAGAUUCGUAAGCUAUAUGAGUUUUGUGUCAAAGCCGGUUACACUCAGCCACAAAUAGAGCAAUGUGCACAACCUUUACUUGCUGUCCAGAGCAAGGAAAAACACAUUCACUGGCUUAGAUUGUUGUUUUCAUUUGCUUUGCUGGCGGCAUUGAUCGUCUUCUUGUUUUAUUAUGAUCCCACCUACCGUAAAAUCUGUAUUUAUGGCAAGUUCGUAGCUAUGAAGGUUCUACCAUAUUGGGACUGGACAGAAAUUUACAACUAUGAAUGUGUCAUUGACAACCCUUACUAUGUUCAAGAUCAGCUAACUGAAGAGGAUUGUAAUGUAUGCAAAGAUUUCCAAACAGUAAUGAGGGUAGCUAAUAUUAGUACCAGCAGAGUAGCUGAUGAUUUUCUUUUUUCCAACAUUCCUGUGAUUGUCACUGAUGCUAUGGAUGAUUGGGAAGCUCUUAAAAUGUUUCAUCUCAAUUUCUUGACUGAGAUCUAUGAAAACAAUGAAAUUUUAAAAUACUCCGGCACAGAAUGCCAGUUUGAAACAACCUUACCACAGUACCAGACUCCUCAGCAACUUCUUUCGGCUGUUAAAAGUGGGGAAGAACAAAAAUUUCAGGCCUUCUGGGAGAAUUGUGAGAAAGAAGCUGCCAAAUUGUUUAGAAAGUAUUACCGACGUCCCUACUUCAUGCCACCUAUGACAGAGGGAACAGAAGGGAACUGGUUCAUAGUCUCCUUGGGAGAAAACAAAACUUUAAGUGUAAACUGGGAUUGCUCAGCCACUUGGAUGGCUCAGGUCAAACAAACUGCAAAAUUCAUUUUGAAACCAAAUGAAGUUUGUAAAAGUAUUUGCCGUAAAGUUUUGGUGAAGGUGGAACCAGGAGAAGUUUUGACUGUCCCUAACAGCAUGUGGAGUGUGUCAUACAAACCAGUUGGAACCGAUCCAGUUGUUACCUUUGGUUCAGGAGUAACUUGGGAUUGAAGUUAAUCUCUUGGCUUAUGUAAUUUUUCACAUGUAAAUUUCUCUGACACCAAUUAAGUUGUAGAUUAAGAGGAUUUUCUACCUUAAAUCCAGAGGGAAAGGAAAUAAAAAUGUGAGCUGUAACAAA